This is a messenger RNA of Diachasma alloeum, 1897 nucleotides long. RefSeq names its product UV excision repair protein RAD23 homolog B (gene Rad23). Gene Ontology annotation, biological process: proteasome-mediated ubiquitin-dependent protein catabolic process; nucleotide-excision repair. Lineage: Eukaryota; Metazoa; Arthropoda; Insecta; Hymenoptera; Braconidae. The record is from RefSeq and is a predicted model, not a curated record. Gene Ontology annotation, molecular function: damaged DNA binding; proteasome binding; ubiquitin binding. The transcript has 5 exons. Bases 183 to 1241 code for a protein of 352 amino acids. Gene Ontology annotation, cellular component: nucleoplasm; cytosol.
GCUCUGCUGUGCUAUUCAGUGCCGACUCAUCGUCACCAGAAUAUUUUUCAAAAGGAAAGGGAAAAUCAUCCUUUUUUGGCUCCCCCGCACUUUAUACUAAAUAAAUAUAUUUUAGUAAUAAUUAACACAUAGAGGGACGACGAGUACUGUUCGUAAACGUUGACAUUUGAGGCAGUGGAAAGAUGAUUAUCACGUUGAAAAAUCUCCAGCAACAAACUUUCACUGUUGAAAUUGAUCCAUCAAAGACGGUGAAGGAGCUCAAGGAUAAAAUUGAAGCACAAAAGGAAUGGCCGGCACAGCACCAGAAAUUGAUAUAUGCGGGGAAAAUACUGACAGACGAUCAUCCACUGACUGAGUACAAUAUUGAUGAGAAGAAGUUCAUUGUAGUCAUGGUUACAAAGCCAAAAACUGCUAGUGCCACUGCGACCAGUGAAAGCCAGCCCGAGGAGAGCAAAGAUCAGUCGACAACUAGUGCAUCCUCAGCUGCGCCCUCAAAUCCUCCAGCAGCCCAGGCAGCAGCUCGCACGACCCCUGUAGCCACCCCGGAAAAUCCCCCAGCAGCUGACGCAAGAAGUCAACCGGAGAGUGCUCUCCUCAUGGGCGAGGAGUACAACACAAUGGUGAAUAACAUAAUGGACAUGGGUUACGAGCGCGAGCAGGUGGAGCAGGCUCUCCGCGCUAGUUUCAAUAAUCCUGAUAGAGCUGUGGAGUACCUGUUGACUGGCAUCCCAGCACAACUGUUCGAGGAUCCACCCGAGGUCGACAAUCCCGAGGGACAGGACAAUCUGGCUGAUCCACAGGGGGGACAGGAUCCACUCGCAUUCUUGAGGACGCAGCCCCAGUUCCAACAGAUGCGUCAAGUUAUCCAACAAAAUCCACAGCUACUCAAUGCUGUUCUCCAACAGAUCGGACAAUCAAACCCAGCAUUACUCCAACUUAUUUCUCAGAAUCAAGAGGCUUUUGUUCGUAUGCUCAAUGAACCUGUUGGUGCAGCAGGUGGUAAUCCAACCCAAGGUGCUCCAGCAUCAUCCCCAACUGGUGGAGCUGCGCGUGGUGGUGUAACAGGCGGUGGUAGUCCAGGUGCUGGUGUUAUUCCUGUAUCACCCCAAGACAGAGAAGCAAUCGAGAGGCUCAAGGCACUAGGUUUCCCCGAGCAUCUCGCACUCCAGGCGUACUUUGCCUGUGAAAAAAAUGAAAAUCUGGCUGCUAAUUUUUUAUUAUCUCAAAAUCUUGAUGACUGAACACCACUGGGGAAUUUUUUUGUUGCAUGUGGUUAAGUUCAAUACCUCCAGAGCUUACGAGACUGUUAAAGAGAUGAGAAGGAAUGCAUCGUUCCAAGGACAACUGGAACUGUUAUUCCCAGUGGAAAAUAUGAAAUGAUUAGCGUGAAGAGAAAAGCAUUUGUAUAAUUGAAUUACCCUCUCCCUUUUUUCAUUAGUUAAUAUUAAUUUACUUUCCUCGGCCAUUUGAGCGUUCGUAAAGUGUGUUUAUUUCUCAUAAAUUUUUGGGUUUCAAUUUAAUUCUUUUUAUUUUUAGUGCUUGCAGCACUAGGUAUAAAUAAAAUAUUUUGAAAAUUACAUGAUUUAUUUGUAUUUUCAGUAGAGAAUGCUUGAACCGUAAUUAUGGAACUGUUCGAUCGGAGGGAACGAAUAAAAUCUGAGUAAAUUGCCUCAAAUUCAUUAAUUUAGCGAUAUUUUUUUUAUCGAAAACGCGAGAGAAAAACGAUGUAGCUCAUUCACGUUUCAGGAGAAACGUGGGGAUAAGAGAGGAAUUUAAUAGAAUGUAAUAUUCUAAUAUUAUAUCUAUACAUAAAUUGUAACAAUCUAAAAAUUUCUAUCUACGAGCAAAAGAGGAGAAGAAAGAAAAAUAGAAAAUAAAUGAAUAACUUACUAAACUA